GGUUACUUCCAGUGCGACUUGCAGUUGGUUUCGUCCACAAGACAGGAAGCAGGCCGACGAUUUGUGAAGAUGGUGCUCGGUCCAGGCUCCGCUGCUUAUCGUAAAAAUAUGUGACAUCUUCACUGUCACCGUGGAGGUUUUGCUCGCUGGAUGCACGAUGCGCCUGUGGACUCGGGUCAGGUAUGACUCGUAGCCGGCUGUUAUUAGCUUAGCUAGUCGCUGCUUCGCUCGCUGCGCAGGGCUCAGCUGAUUCGCUGCAGCGGCGCAGACUCCGGCUGAAAGAUGUUGAGGCCUUAGAUGUCAGAUUGGCGACGGUGUGCUCAUUCAACAAACCCAGAUAUGUCCUCGCAGCUCCAGGUGUUCUCCUCCCCCUCUGUUUCCUCCAGUGCCUACUCUCGGCCAAAGAGGCUCAAAGUGGAGAACCCCACUUGGGAUGUCUCCAACCGGUUGGCGGACAGCGGCUACUAUCAGCAGAGCCCUUCGCAGGCAGCUGCCCCCUCUACUUCUGGCUCUAACCUUGACCUGGUGUACAACUCCAAUCAGGUCCAUCCCCCUACAGCCGGCUCCAGGGAGCAGACGGUGGUGCGAGCUGCAGACAGCACAGGAAGCGUUCGUGGACCUGCUUCCUCCUCCUCCUCUUCCUCUUCCACCUCUUCCAGCCGGCACAUUAAGGAUGCAGGGUCCUCCUCCCAACACUGCGAGCUUUACCAAAAGCAGUACAGCUUGAAGAGGAAGAGCGAGGAGGUGGACAGCAGCGACAGCGUACAGAUACUAGAGGAGCUUUCGGCGCCUGUGGCAUCGAACCGCGCCGGCGGCGGAGGGGGAACCACCACUGCUCAGUCCAUAGCUCACUCCACCUCCACCACCAAAAGUAGCAACUCCCACAGCGAGGGCGAUUACCAGUUGGUCCAGCAUGAGAUCCUGUGCUCCAUGUCCAACAGCUAUGAGGUGCUUGAGUUUCUGGGGCGGGGCACCUUUGGGCAGGUGGCAAAAUGCUGGAAGCGGGGGACCAAUGAGAUAGUGGCCAUUAAAAUACUGAAGAACCACCCGUCUUAUGCACGACAGGGGCAAAUAGAGGUGAGCAUCCUCAGCAGACUGAGCACAGAGAACGCAGACGAGUUCAACUUUGUCCGCUCGUACGAGUGUUUCCAACACAAGAACCACACGUGCCUGGUGUUCGAGAUGCUGGAGCAGAACCUUUACGACUUCCUGAAGCACAGCAAGUUCAGCCCUCUGAUGCUGAAGUGCAUUAGGCCCAUCCUGCAGCAGGUCGCCACAGCGCUGAUGAAGCUGAAGAGCCUGGGGCUGAUCCAUGCUGACCUUAAACCAGAGAACAUCAUGCUGGUUGACCCUCUGAGGCAGCCGUACAGGGUGAAGGUGAUCGAUUUCGGCUCUGCCAGCCAUGUUUCCAAAGCAGUGUGCUCCACCUACCUCCAGUCCAGAUAUUACAGAGCUCCAGAGAUUAUUCUAGGUCUCCCUUUCUGUGAAGCGAUCGACAUGUGGUCUUUGGGGUGCGUCAUUGCUGAGCUGUUUCUGGGAUGGCCCCUUUAUCCCGGUGCAUCAGAGUACGACCAGAUCCGGUAUAUUUCCCAGACUCAGGGUCUCCCAGCAGAGUAUCUGCUGAGUGCAGGAACCAAGACGAGCCGUUUUUUCAACCGAGGCCCCGAUGCAAGCUACCCUCUCUGGAGACUCAAAACACCUGCUGAGCAUGAGGUAGAGAUGGGCAUCAAGUCUAAGGAGGCAAGGAAAUACAUUUUCAAUUGCCUGGAUGAUAUGAUGCAGGUGAACAUGACCAGCCUGGAGGGCACGGACAUCCUGGCGGAGAAGGCCGACAGACGGGAGUUCAUUGACCUGCUGAAAAAGAUGCUUACUCUCGACGCAGACAAGAGGAUCACACCCAUGAAGACGCUGAACCAUCCUUUUGUUACUAUGACUCAUCUGCUGCACUUUCCCCACAGCUCACAUGUGAAGUCUUGUUUCCAAAACAUGGACAUAUGCAAACGCAGAUGCAGCGCAUUUGAGAACGGGAAGAACAUGUUUGCCAGCAGCAGCACUCCGAGCGCAGCCGCCAACCUAACUGUCACAUUCAGCAGUCAGCUUAACCAACACAAUCAGAUGGCGUCCACAGGGGGACAGUCUCUGUCCCUCAGCAGCAACGUCCCGCUGCUCAACUAUCAGCCGGGUCUCUACCAGCAGGCCACCAUCAACAUCCCGGGCCUGACCCAGCAGAGCGUUCCUCUGCAGACCCGACCCACGCAGCUCUGCGCCCAGACAGAACCGUUCCAGCAGACACUCAUCGUCUGCCCUCCAACCAUCCAGGGUCUCCAAACCACCAGUAAGCCUUCUGGUUACCCAGUAAGAAUGGACAGCUCUGUACCAUUGGUCGCUCAGAACCAGUCCUCCCAGUCUCUCCACCUCCAGCCCAGCAUGCUGACACAGCAGGGCUGGCCGGCAGGAACGCAGCAGAUCCUCAUCCCUUCUACCUGGCAGCAGAUGCCUGGCAUGUCCAUCCACAACCCAGGCCAGGCCGUGGUGCCCGACUCGCCCGUAGGCGCUCCGGUGCCUGAAGGCCAACAGGCUGCUGGGUGGAGGGGUCGUCAUGGUAACCAGUACGACGGCGUCAGCCAGCAGGACUCUGGCGUCAACCGUCAUGCCGGCGUGCAGAACCACAGCUCAGGGGCUGCUCACGCCAGAUCUCAGCAGGGCAAGAGGUCAAAGGGCCGACAUGCAGAAAACAGAGCCAGGCUGCAUUCAGCUUCCACAGUCGUCCACAGCGCUUCUUUCCCCGGUGACCAGUCUCAGCCCAUUGUCAUCUCUGACACGCCGAGUCCCGCCGUUAGCAUCAUCACCAUCCACAGCGACUCGGAGGACGAGGGCGAGACGAAGGUCAUGGCUGCCUGCUCUGGACCGAGCCAGAGAACAAACGUGAUCAGCUGUGUGACGGUGCACGACUCCCACGACUCCGACUCUUCCAGCACCAGCAGCCCUCUGAGCCCUGAGACCAACUCCCAGCCCUCCAAGUCUCUGGCCGUCGUCAUGCCCUCUGUGAAGCCUCAGCCUGCUGAGAGCGCAACCACCAAGCCAGCAGCAGCCUCAGAUCCUGCAGUCGGAGCCUCCGCUAAGUCCAAGAAGGCGUCGGCUCAGUCGUCAUGCCGAACAGGAGAUUCCAGCACCGAUCGGCAUCAGCGCGCAGCAUCCAGCAGAGCUCAACCUCUUAACCUCAGUCAGGUGCAGCAGUCCGUGAUGCCGUCUUCCCACAGUCACACAGGAAGCGGUGGCUCCCUACGCCAUCAGCCCACAUACCCGCCGCCCGUUUCCUCUCACUCCUCCUACCGCCUUCAAGACGCCGCCCUUUUCAGCUCCACACCGAACCUGUACACCUACCCGGCCUCAGCCGCCCUGGCCUCCGUGUCCCAGGCCGUAGACCAAAUGCAGGGCGGCCGGCCGAGCGGCGCCUACUCCUCCCUGGCUCUACUGCAAAAGAACGUGGGUUUGGCGCUCAGUGGGUCUGCAGCCGGACAGUACAGCAACCCUCAACCCCAGCCUUUCCACCGUUCCAGUGCUGCUUACCAGAGAAAGCUCAACCAGUUCCCCCCGUACAUGUGAUGGCUGCAGCAGCACUCUCCCAUAAUCAAACUGGGGCUGGAGAUGAGCACAGACCUCGUUUCUGUGCUCUUAGUUUAAACAUGGCUCCAUUUUUAUUUUAAUCUGCUCCACUUUAUUUCUGCUGCAUCACUGUGACAAGCGGCGCAGCCCAACCGAAAGUUAUCCAACAUCCUGAGUUGCAACAUUUCAUUGAGUAAGAGGUGUAUGUUGUAGAGAAACUGAUGCUGCCUUUUUUUUUUUUUACAGUAUUUUAUUCACAAACUCAGCUGCCUUAUAAGGGCAGCUUCCCUUUUUUUUAAAAAAAAAAGUAACGUCUGCACAUUGUGGUAAGUUGGAUUAAGAUGUUCCAGUAAUGAAUGUAGUAUGUAUGUAUUUUAACUUUUAAUCAAAAACAAAAAAAGUUAACAUACUGUGCUGUGUACUGAUGUGUCAGUGUUUUAUAUGUGACUGAAUACAACCCUUGGGGUCAAAGGUUAAUUGUAUUGAAAGAUGCUGUGUGUUAUGGAUGAAUUCAGGACUUAAACAUCCCGUAGAGGCCACAUUAUGGGAGUAGAUCUCAACAGAAAUUUGUAACCUGUUCUUCAGUUAGAUUUGAAAUUUAUAUAACACAAGUGUUCAUUUUUUUGGAAAAAUGUUCGUUUUGUUUUGUGAAGUGGUGUCUGUGAAGUAAACUGUCCAAACGUCUUAAUUGGGUAGAAGUCUGUGGGGGAAAAAAAUUACUGCAUUUGAUUUGACGCAAACCUGACGAUGACAAUUAGCUAAAAGAUAAAUUAAUGUUCAGAUGUUGCUGUUUCAAAGUGAAGCAUCAGUUUGUUAACGUGAUGGCUGUCUGUACAUUAAUGUGCAACAUUAGAGAGAAACACAGUGAUCCUGGACCUGUAUGUAUGCAAUAAAAUCUCAAAAAUAUAAA
Xiphophorus hellerii (green swordtail) is the source of this 4516-nucleotide messenger RNA. It is a transcript of the gene hipk1a, whose product is annotated as homeodomain interacting protein kinase 1a. NCBI's taxonomy places the organism in Eukaryota, Metazoa, Chordata, Actinopteri, Cyprinodontiformes, Poeciliidae. Gene Ontology annotation, biological process: peptidyl-threonine phosphorylation; peptidyl-serine phosphorylation; smoothened signaling pathway. The transcript is spliced from 16 exons. Gene Ontology annotation, molecular function: ATP binding; protein tyrosine kinase activity; protein serine/threonine kinase activity. The record is from RefSeq and is a predicted model, not a curated record. Gene Ontology annotation, cellular component: nucleus; PML body; cytoplasm. The coding region runs from base 298 to 3606 and encodes 1102 amino acids.